AUGGAUCGUCUGGCGCAGUUUCAGGCGGCCUCUGGUCUCCCGCUGCUCGGCGGUGUGCCGCCCCCUGGCAGCAGUCCAAACAACUUUAGUUGUGGAGAUCCACUCAAUCAACAUAAUAAUCCCACUCUCGUCUCCGUCACAGAACCCCCAUCACAGCAGGAUAUGGAGGCAGCACAGAUGUUGGAUGACUUCUAUAAACUCGUAGAGGAUGCGGGAAAGUCUAUAGAAAAUCUCACUACCCUCACACGUCAUAUCAUCGCCACCCACUCAGAGAUUAUGAGUACAGUAGAUACAUUAAAGUGUAAUAGUAUGCGUGCGGAGGUGGAGGAAUUGGAAAAUCAAGUUAAUGAUGCGGCUCGGACAUCUAGUCAAUUAGUAGACACAAUGAAAAAGGUAACAGAUAAAUUAAAGGAAAAUCCUGAAAAGGAAAGUCAAUUCAUUGGUGUUGUUCGUAUUCAGGAGAAUCAAAGACGGUUUAUACUUCAGAAACUCACGGAGGCAAUGGAUACAUAUCAGAAACAACAAACUCUAGCAGAGAACCGGUACCGCAAGCAAACAGAACGACAAAUAAAGAUUAAAUACACAAACCCAGAUGGAUCUGCUAUUGAUGAUGAUACGGCAAAAGAACUUGCCUUGGAAGUACUUGAAAAUAACGCUACAAGUGCUAUUUUUCAACAAAGUAAAGAUGUUUUAGCUCAAAUUAUUGAAACGAGAAAUGAUAUUUACCGUAUUGAACAAUCUAUGCGAUCUUUAAAUCAACUUUUUAAUGAUUUGGCUUUUCUUGUACAUGAGCAAGGAGAAAUUAUGGAUGUUAUUUUAAAGAAUAUCGAGAAUGCAACUCGUUAUGUGGAAACUGGUCGUAAAGAACUUAAAAAGGCUCGUAAAUAUCAAAAACGUAGUAGAAAGAAACUUUGUUGCUGUGUAGUGUUGGUGGGUAUUAUCCUCAUUUUAAUUAUUGUCGCUGUCGUUUUGGGGCUUAAGGUUUAA
Messenger RNA from Trypanosoma theileri, 987 nucleotides. RefSeq names its product putative target SNARE. The transcript has a single exon. Gene Ontology annotation, cellular component: SNARE complex; plasma membrane; endomembrane system. Lineage: Eukaryota; Euglenozoa; Kinetoplastea; Trypanosomatida; Trypanosomatidae. The record is from RefSeq and is a predicted model, not a curated record. Bases 1 to 987 code for a protein of 328 amino acids. Gene Ontology annotation, molecular function: SNAP receptor activity; SNARE binding. Gene Ontology annotation, biological process: vesicle fusion; intracellular protein transport; exocytosis.